Balaenoptera acutorostrata (minke whale) is the source of this 3747-nucleotide messenger RNA. Its product is annotated as transmembrane protein 102. The transcript has 2 exons. Bases 1478 to 3013 code for a protein of 511 amino acids. The record is from RefSeq and is a predicted model, not a curated record. NCBI's taxonomy places the organism in Eukaryota, Metazoa, Chordata, Mammalia, Artiodactyla, Balaenopteridae.
UCCACUUAAUUUUCUUGCCCAUGGACUUAGGCCUAGUUCACUGUGGAGACAGACCCCUGGGAAAAAGGAAUGUAAGAAUUCCUGGUCCAGCAUGCAUUGGUCUAAUCUGUGAGCGUGUCUCUGGUGUCCUAGCUUUCUGUCCUAUUAUUCUGGCUCCUAGUUUCAGCCUGGACUUAAGCUGUGUCCAUGAUAGCACUGGCCGCUGAAAGCAAUUUCCUUCCCCUCAUAAUUUUUCAUUGCCCUGCCCUAGCCCAGCUGGAGUUUCCUCUGGACUUGAUUUUCAGUCCUGAUAACUCUUCUGUAUACACACAUAAGCUGCGAGAUUGCAAAGUGUUUUCCCUGCCACCACUUGUGUGUCUGAGGUGGGCAACACUAAUAUGUCCCUUCCCUGAGUCAGAUGUCCAUCCCUGGGUCACUACAGGCACACUAUCGGUGUGUUCUUGUCUAACAUUACCACCACCGAUUCCAAGGAGAUACGUCCCAGCGGGAGAGCCCAUUUCCAACACCUCUCUGGCUCAGCUCUGACCUUGGACAAGUCAUGUGCACCCUUUCUAGGCUUGCAGUCUCACCUCUAAAAUGAAGUUAUAAUUGCAUGCAAGAACCCUUCUAGAUUUAAAUGACCAGGGCUCCUCUGCUCCCAAGUGCGAUGUAGAGUCCCCUAUUUCUCCGCAUGCCCUAGUGUCUGUCCCUCAUUAUUGUUUGCUAUUCAGAUCCAUCCUAUUAGGCCUCUGUUCUAACCCCAAGGAGUGUUUGUGCGGUUGACCUGGCCUUAUAAAGACACAGAAUAGUUUAUCUGCAUAGAAACUACAGCUUCCAUCAGGCACUACUUGAACGGAACCGGAAAGGAUGUGGCGGCGUGGCCCCAACGCCCUGGUAGUUUUGAAGACAAACUACAACCCCCCAGAUAGCCGCGAAAUCUCUGCAGAGCGAAAGGAUGGACUGAACUCUGACUGGAGGCCGGGCUGCUCCGGAACCACCCCGACAGCCUCCAGAAAGGGGCGUGGUUAUAAUUUAGGGGCGUGGCCUUGCAGGCAGCAGGAAGAAGUUACCUGUUGAAUCUUCCUAUCCAUUCUCUUCCCAGCCUUUGUAGCUACCCCUAAGAGGGAAGCCGUAAACCACUAGCCUCUUCUGAAAAAGAGGUAAGGGGACGUAGACAAGGGGCAGCGAAGGAGGCUACUGCAUUCCUUAGGAGGGGCCAAACAGCUACUUUCUACCUGCUGAGUCAGGUGAACCGUUCCAUGGGGGCGGGGACCAGCAUAUGAGAAAAGGGCAAGGACGGAGGAGGUGUUUAUUUGUUCCCUUUCAAGACUAAAUUUAGGGCCCUUCGUCUGCAGACCCAUUGGCGCACUGUGCCUUGGGAACCCUCUUGGCCUCUGGAAGAGAAAAGAACGGGGGCCAGUUUUCCGCAGCAAAAGGAACGGCCCCUCUGGGCUUCCUCCCGUCUGUGUAUUUCCUAGCCCCAAAACGACAGAGCCAUAUGGCUUCCGCGGUCUGGGGGAGUGCUCCCUGGUGGGGCCCACCGCCCCCAGCCCCAGCCCGGCCGCUCACGGACAUCGACUUCUGCUCUGGGGCGCAGCUGCAAGAACUAACCCAGCUGAUCCAGGAGCUGGGUGUGCAGGAGAGCUGGAGUGAAGGUCCCAAGCCAGGACCAGAUCUCCUCCAGGCCAAGGACUUUGUUUUCUCUUUGCUUGGUCUCGUUCACCGCCGGGACCCUCGCUUUCCUCCACAGGCAGAGCUCUUGCUGCUUCGUGGCGGGAUUCGCGAGGGCUCCCUGGAUCUGGGGCCUGCGCCUCUAGGUCCCUACGCUCGGGGACCUCACUACGACGCCAGCUUCACCCUCCUGGUGCCCGUGCUUUCGCUAGAUGGCACUGGGCAGGAGCUGCAACCGGACGUGGGAUCCUGUUACGCAUGGCUCUUCCUCCCAGAGCAAGUACGCGGAACCUCGGUCCGGGAGGCAUGGCAGGAUUGCCUAGGACCCCCAGUCCCAGGAGGACGUGAUUCGAUCCACCCAGCCCAAAGCAAACAAACUCCCAAGGAUCCGCAAAUCUCCGUGGACCAGCUGCACGGUGACGUCACUGAGCCUGAGGCACACGAGUCUUUGGAAAAAUCACCUAGUAAUGUUUCAGUGCCAGAAUUGCCUCAACAAGACGUAACCGAUGUUGACUUCCCCUCACCACUGAAAAAAACGAAUGGUGACGUCACCAAAGCAGCCGACGUUAGCCCAGUGCCACAGCCGUCGGAGGCUCGGGAGGCAUGGCCCACAUUGUGCCCCGCCCAGGUGGCUGCCUGGUUCUUUGCUUCGCUGGCUGCGGUCGCUGAGUCCCUGUUUCCGGUCCCGGGUGCCCCGCGCUUGGUCCACGCAGCCCGCCACGCGGGGGUCACCACCAUCCUCCUGGCUACGCCCGGGUCCCCGCGCCGCCUCCUGCUAUUCGACCUGAUCCCCGUGGUGUCCGUGGCCGGCUGGCCCCAGGAGGCUCGGAGCCACUCGUGGGCCGGCCCGCUGGCCUCGGAGUCGUCUUCCUUCUACCUGGUGCCCGGCGGCGGCGGCACAGAGCGGCCGGGCGCCUCCGGAUGGCAGCUCUGCUUCGCCCGCCAAGAGCUGGCGCUCAAGAUGCGCAUACCCGUUCCCCUGCUGCAAGCGCACGCGGCGGCCCAGGCGCUGCUGCGCCCGCUGGUGGCCGGGACUAGGGUCGCGGCGCCCUAUCUCCUGCGGACGUUGCUCUACUGGGCGUGCGAGCGGCUGCCCGCGCUCUAUCUGGCGCGACCCGAGAAUGCGGGCGCCUGCUGCCUCGGGCUGCUGGAUGAGCUGGGCCGGGUGCUCGAGGCUGGGACGCUGCCCCACUAUUUUCUGAGUGGCCAAAAGCUCGGUGCGGGGGACGGCGCCGCUUCGUUGCUCGGGGCGUUGGCCCUGCUUCGCAGGGACCCUGCCCGCGCCCUGCGCGCCGCUGUAGAAGAGGCCAAGGCUGCACGCAAGGGGGGCGGCUUAGCCGGCGUGGGAGGCGGCGCCCAUUAAAGACGCUGUUCCUACUAACCUGGAAUGUGCUUCUGUUGGCCAGCGGGAUGUGGAGGGGACUGCUCUCCCCUCACCUGGGAGACAGGCUGAGCGCCUUGGGCCCGAAGAACCCGUUCUAGAAGGCCUCCUCGCCGGUUCCUCCGCUUCCUCCCACCCUCCUCCCGCCGCAUCCCUGGCACAGGUCGUUCCAUUCUGGCCUCUCCACUUUCCAAAUCUGUGGCCAGCACCCCUCCUGCUCCCGUGCAGCCUCUGGCAUCCAUCUCCCGCCAGUUCUUAUGGUCUUUUCUCUUAGGAGUCAAUAGGGAUGGGGGUAACAUAUUUGCUGAAAAAACGUGUAAAGGAGAAAGGUAUGGAGACCAGGGACUGACCAAUUUGUCUCACACAAAAGCAGAGAUAUUAAGGAGGCCGGAUUUCACCCCAGGCUAGACCUCACCACCACCGCUAUCUCUUCAGUUAUUCCCCCCACCUUCCUCAUCCAGUUCUGUCCUCCAUCCCGGGCAGUAGGGUCCCUUUCUCCAUUCUCGGGGCAUCUGCCAUUCCAUCUAUCUAAGCCCAACCUCUCCCCCAAUCCAGAGUUCCAUUCAGUGGAGUCGCCUCCUUGUCCCUCCUCCUCUGAACCCCGAGACAUGCGAGACAUGCGGCCUUGUCUCGGCUCCACCUGUCUCUAAGACCGUCCCCACUCCCUGCCUCCAAGGAACCCCAGGGUUCCUCCCGCCCAGCUUCACCCCCCCCAC